GUGAAAGUGAAACUUGAAACAAAGCAUACCAGUACAGUGCUACUUUAAAGCACCUCAUUUUCUUUGAUUUGGUUCCUUAUCAACAAAAUAGUGGAUUUAUUACUGUGAUAAUCCUUUGAGUAAAAGCUAUAGAAAACCACAAUGGAGAAUAUUCGAAGGUCAAAACUUAAUCUUCUUGAAUGGUUAACCAAUGAUCCAGAUUUUAUUCUACAAGUGGUACAAGAAGAUGGUCUAAUUACUCAGCGAGAGUAUCAAAAACUGAAGGCAGAGAAUGAUCCUGAAAAAAGAAUCAUAAAUCUUCUUGAUAUUGUAAUUGGAAAAGGCAGUUCAUCCUGUGAGCACUUCAUGCGUGUUCUGCAGAAAGAUAAAGUUAAAGAGACCUAUCCAAAGCUGACAGAAUGGCUUUCACAUAGAGAACAAGUGAUUAAGCUUAGUGGACAACAUAUUAUCAACGCUGAUGUUCAUGCUGCUGGAGGUUCCUUUGUUGUGUGUCCCAUAAUCCAAACUGAUCAACAUUUGAGUACCUCAAGUGUCAGCAUACCUUUGAAUAUUGGUUCACCCAGGAAUGACAGGAGUCUGCCAAACAGUCUGACUUCAGGUUCCACAAAGGAAAUAAGUGUCAAAGAGUUGGAGGAUAAAGUAGCAGAUAAGAAAUCAUUUCUGAUCUUGAACUGGAGUAAUCUUGUUCAGAAAGUAAAAAAUGUCGAUGAACUUGCCGAUCAAAUGAUGGGAUACGGCCUCACUAAUGAAAUGUAUUCUGAAAUCUUGAGCUGCAGAACAUCUCAGGAGAAGAUGAGGAAACUUCUACAAUACUCAACAACGACUGAUGUGGUUUCAGGGCAUCUGUUUACAGCAUUGUGCACGUUGCAUAAUUAUGUCAUACAAGAGCUAAUUCAAUAAGACUAACAUACACUGUCUGAGAUUAUUCCUUACUUUAUCUAGCUAAAAUGUGGCUUGGUUUUAACUGUGUUUGAGUCCUAAAUUGUAAAAACUGCAUUCAAAAUUCAGGGCUAUAAUCUUUAUGUAAGUAUUAAAAGUAGAAUGGGCAGAUGCCAUUAAGCUGGGUCUCCACCUGUAAUACAUUCCAUCCCCUCGUCAUGCAUGGUCCUGGGGUCUUGCUUCCUCAUGUAUACACAUGGCAUUUUGUAUUCAGACCAGACCCCCUGCAAAGUAUUGUAAGGAGAUAGCCUAGACCCUAACUUUUAGAUUUAUUUAAAGGCAAAUGUAAGGCACUGUGUUUCAGAUGUGAUUUGAUUGGUCCACCACUAGGCUUUUGUGAAAAAAAAACCUUAUUCUUACAACACAGCUAAAAUACAAAAGAAAGAAAAGAAUUGGAAUAACUUUAACUCUAUUGAAAUACUUAACAAGAUAAUGUGUGAUUUAACCACUAAUCAUUAACUGUUCCAAUAUAGGCAGCAUCCCACAAAACUCAGCUUUUGGUAAAAACGCAAUUCAGCAAAACAGUUAUGGAUCUCACGUACUGUUUCUCUCCAGUCUAGAAAAAAGAAACAAUCUGCCUCGUUUGAUUUUUAAGACGAAACCUCGCUUUCUAAGACUACGUGCUAGCAGCCAGGAACUCAAGCUUUUAGCUCAGCAGCUAGCAGAAACUUUUUCACUAACGGAAAGCAAAACUAAAGUCCUUCCUGGGCCUGAGAGAGCCCUGACCCCACCCACUCAUGAUUUUUUGUCUUUAUUAACAAAAAAGGGAUAACUCCAAGCUGUUUACCAACUGCAUUUCUGAAGGAGACAUUAUGUCACCACUGUGGCAACAUCCUUCUGCAAGAGAAACUGCUCAGAACACAGCUCUCUUAUAGACCACUGUCUCAUCACAGUUUCCAUACGGGAGUUGUAAAACAGCAUCAUGUGAACUAUUGCCAGAUUUCCUCUGGCUAUCCCCGUGUGAAAUGUGGACUUGGCAAAGACUAUGAAAAUUGACAUGUACACCUUGCUCCUGGUCAGCAAAGGCACCUCAGAGGGCUAUUUCUGGUUAUGCCUAUGCUUUAAAAAAAAUGCCUGUUAGACAUCGGGGUUGGAGGAAAAUGUACAGUGGUGUAUUAGUUGACCAUGCAGGAAUGAAGGAAUGCAUGGAAAGGAACUGCUGUUGCUUGAUAUAUGAAAUAAAAAGGGAUUUAUCAA
This is a messenger RNA of Rhincodon typus (whale shark), 2136 nucleotides long. RefSeq lists its product as uncharacterized. The transcript is spliced from 5 exons. The record is from RefSeq and is a predicted model, not a curated record. Lineage: Eukaryota; Metazoa; Chordata; Chondrichthyes; Orectolobiformes; Rhincodontidae. Gene Ontology annotation, biological process: regulation of apoptotic process. Bases 142 to 900 code for a protein of 252 amino acids.